AUGCAUAAAUACAACGAUGGGUCAGUGAAAGUCGUGUGUCAUGCAUCUCGAUCACUCACCAAGGCCGAGCAAGGGUACGGUCAAGUGGAAAAGGAGGCGUUGGCGCUAAUAUUCGGAGUCACCAAAUUCCACCGCUUCAUUUACGGUAGAAAAUUCACCCUGCACACCGACCACAAGCCUCUGCUCGCCGUAUUCGGUUCAAAAAAAGGAAUUCCUGUGCACACCACCAAUCGCCUACAACGCACAACUGAUGACUUCGGCUAUGCUGACGUGCUUUCCCGGCUCAUUGAUACCAAAAUCAAACCGGAAGAGGAUUUCGUGAUUGCUUCCGUUCAUCUAGAGGGAGAAAUUACUGCUACGAUCGAUGCGGCAAUAAACGUUUUACCAAUCAACUUCAAGCAUCUACAAGCGGCUACAAUCAAGGACAAAACUCUUCAAACAGUCAUCAAAUUCGUCCAGUCAUCGUGGCCCAAGUCAGUGAAGCAGGUUGAAGAUUCUAUUCGUCCAUUCUACGCUCGCAGAGAUGCACUAUCUGUGGUUCGCGAGUGCCUCAUGCUAGCAGAUCGAGUUGUUGUUCCGCAUAUUUAUCAUCAACAGGUUCUCAAGGCUCUCCACCAUGGUCAUCCGGGACAAGAUAGAAUGAAAGCGGUGAUGCGUAGUUACGUCUACUGGCCUGGAGUAGACCAAGAUGUCGAAGACUUCGUACGAUCCUGCCGAGCUUGCGCUGCUGUCGCGAAGGCUCCUACUAAAACUUUGCUGUCAUCCUGGCCCAAAUCAAGUCGUCCUUGGCAACGGCUCCACAUAGAUUACGCGGGCCCAGUUGAAGGUCAUUACUUUUUGGUGAUCAUCGACUCCUAUAGCAAAUGGCCUGAAAUCCUUCGAACUUCAUCGAUCUCCGCCAAAGUGACUACUGAGUUGCUUGUGGAAACAUUCGCACGCUAUGGCCUACCAGAAACCAUCGUGAGCGACAACGGAACGCAGUUCUCCAGUAGCCUUUUUAAAGAACUGUGCGACUCCCUGGGCAUUUUGCACAUUCGAACUGCGCCGUAUCAUCCACAAUCAAACGGCCAAGCUGAACGGUUUGUGGACACACUUAAGCGGAGCCUGAGGAAGAUUAUGCCUGAAACACACAACUCCAUCACACGAUCACUGCAAAUAUUUUUGGCUGCCUAUCGUGCUACUCCCAACAAGUCAGCACCUAAUGGUCUGUCGCCUGCUGAAAUUUUGAUGGGGAGGAAACACCGUACAACUCUGGACUUGCUCAAGCCAGGUUCAGAGUGA
Molecule: messenger RNA, 1281 nt
Organism: Uranotaenia lowii
Lineage: Eukaryota; Metazoa; Arthropoda; Insecta; Diptera; Culicidae
Exons: 2
Coding region: 1-1281 (426 amino acids)
Biological process (GO): DNA integration
Molecular function (GO): nucleic acid binding
Source: RefSeq, a predicted model, not a curated record